GCAGUUGGGAAUUAAGGUGAUCUACAGGCACGGCAGGAUACAGUUCGCAUCGUGUUUUGCUUUUGUCUGUUUCUUGGAUUUUACUUUUCCUCUGAAUCCAUCGCUUUUCAAAGGAGCGGCCUUAAUUUUAGUUACCAUUCUUAUUUUUUUACUGAGUUCAGACAAGAAAAAGACCCUUACCAUCUCUCUCUCCGAUGUUUACCUCAGCCCGUUGCUGGUACUUUCUGCACGCAGUUGAGACGGGAUUACUGGAACUUCGCAACUGAAGACGGUUUCGACGUUGAUGUGGCUUCACGUCCGCCUACUCUAUCGAUACUGAUUGUAGCUGCUUUACAGUAUAACUGCGCUCUUCUAAGUGGAUUUAUUAUUAUGAAAGGGAUUUUUUAUCUAGCCUGAAAAGAAUACACCUGUAGCGGUAUUAGAAAACACAAAAGGUCAGAUAUAGAAACCGCAGAACGGUACGGACAAGACGUAAGCCUCCGGUGGACGAGAUUUACAGUAAAUCCCUUUUAUUUGCGAGUGGGGAUCGUUGGAUACUAAGUUCAGUUGAGUGGAUUAUUAACUUGUUCCCGAGAUGACAGAGAAGGAAGGUGGCCCUGGGAUGCGCUGCCUGACCCCCGCCAAAAUCACCGCCCUCACCCUGAGCAUCCUGCUGCUGCUGGGGGGGAUCGCAGCUGCCGUCUGGGCUGUUGUGACUUUUCUGAUGAAGACGGAAGAUCCAAGGUUGUAUGAUGUCCAGAUCAAUCCGGCUGACCUGCGCCUCUCCGUGUUCGAUCGCUCCGAUGGCCGCUGGAAAUUCGUCUGCUCCUCCAGCUCAGAUGAGCUUGUGGCCAGGAUAAGCUGUGAAGAGAUGGGGUUCAUCAGGUCCCUUGGUUAUUCUGUGCAUCCGUUCAGCUCUGUCUCGGGCAACACUUCAGAAGGAUUCUUCUGCGUGGAUGAGAAACAGCUGGAGUUUGGAAAAAAAAUCAAGGAGGUCCUCUCUGCCUGUGACUGCGAGAAUGGUCGGAUCCUCAGUGUCAAUUGUCAAGACUGCGGGCGUCGGAAGCUGACAGUGGACCGGAUCGUGGGCGGGGAGGACUCCAGCCUGGGGAAAUGGCCCUGGCAGGUCAGCCUGCGCUAUGACGGCAGCCACCUGUGUGGGGGGUCCAUCAUCUCCAACCGCUGGAUCGUCACAGCAGCGCACUGCUUCCCUGAGAGGAACCGCCUCCUCGACAGGUGGCAGGUGUUCAUGGGCUCCAUCCACAUGAGUUCCCGGGGGCUGGUCCAGUCCGUCCAGACUGUCGUCUACCACUCGGGGUACCAGCCCUUCAUCGACCCCAACGUUGAUGACAACAGCAAUGACAUCGCUGUCAUCGCCCUCUCCGCGCCUCUGACCUUCUCGGACUAUAUUCAGCCGGUGUGUCUGCCAGCUCUCAGUCAGUCUCUGAUUGAUGGGAAAGUCUGCAUGGUUACGGGCUGGGGCAACAUCAAAUACUACGGCCAGCCGUCUGACAUCCUGCAGGAAGCCAGCAUACCGGUCAUCAGCGACAGCACCUGUAACAGUGAGGAUUACUACAGCAACCAGAUCACCAGCAGCAUGUUCUGCGCGGGAUUCUCCGAGGGCGGAAUUGAUGCCUGCCAGGGGGACAGCGGAGGGCCGUUCGUGUGUGAGGACUCCAUAUCCAAGACCAGCAGGUGGCGCCUGUGUGGGGUAGUGAGCUGGGGUACAGGCUGCGCCCUGCCCCAGAAACCAGGGGUCUAUACCAAGGUCAACCACUUCCUGCCCUGGAUCUCGACUGCCAUGAGGACCUACGACCAGAAGCCGGGAGUGUACAGCAUGGGCUAGCCAUCCUCAACCCUGUUCACCAAAAGACCUCUUCUCGUUUUCACGGCAGGGACAUCGAACUGACAGAAUCGCCCCAUCCCUGCCCUGUCCUCUCCAUCCCCAUCUCUUCAGCCACAUCCACCUGCCACCCCCACUCUAAUCACCUGGAGUUUCAACCCUCAGUUGCUGACUGGCCAACAGACAAUUGGAGGAAAUGGCUGGGGUCUGACCAUGAGCACAUGCGCACACAAGCUCAAACUGAGCAGGAAAAGAUUAAAGGAAGAUUAGAAACUGUGAUUAUCUGACCACCACAAAUGAGAGGACUCUGUGGUUAAUUUUAAUUGCAGUUUUUAUCUGUUGAAGCUAUUCUUAACUACUAGGAUGAACUAGGUCCCCAUAUUUCAUCGUUUGUGAUCACUACGAUCACAUUGUAGCAAUGGAAUCGAUUCUGAAGCCAAAAGGUGCUAGAAGGAGGGGAGUCAUUUGAAGGUGACACAUGAAUCUCCAUCAGCCUACAAAACAGUAAUGUGUCCUUACAAGCCAGUCACACCCUUUUGUUUAUUUAGUAGGUAUUUGCUUUGCCAUAAAGCUAAUCCCGUUAAUGGAGGAGUGUCUGUAGACUGUAUUCUUGUAUUAUUUUUCCAUCCUUAACUAUUUAGAUUUAUAAAUAUUGAUAGUGAUGCUAUGAGAUAUUGUGAUGUGAAGGUUUGAGAAAAGAGUUCUCAAAGCGAAUGCCAGAUCAUGCACAAGGGGAAGCUAUUUAAUGUUGCACAAUGGUGAAAAGCCGUAGAAUCAAGGUCUUGAACUCGUGAAAUGCAAAAAUACGUCCCCCCAUUGACUAAUUUGCUCUCACUACAUCGAGGUAAUUUUUUUCUUUUUUUUUAGUGUUUCCCGUGCUAAAUUGCUACUCCUUGCAGCGUUUUGAGAACUUGUACAACAGUUGUACUUUAAGGGAAAAGUUGCUCAUUGCAAGCAAUAAAAAGACAACUUAAGGUGAGGUGUAGGCAAUGCAUUAGAGUACACACUACAAAAAGUGUGGACAAUACAAAUUGCUUUAAAUUAUUGCUCAUAGCUCUACUGAGCUUUUUUUAAUAAAAUUAUUCUGUAAAUCGCUUUUAAUCUCAGCGCUUACCUCUCUGUUAAUUAGACAGAGUUUGCCUUGUCUCUGAUUGUGCAGGAGUGUGUAUAUGUGCACACUAGUGUGCGGGUGUGGAAAAGGGGGCCAGGUGAUGAAGCGAUGUAAGAUGUGUGAAAGCUGCUACUGUGAUAGUCUUGCCUUUAAAUUAUUAUGUAUUCAUUUUAUUAGCUUCCUUAAAUCUGUUCUGCUGUUGAGCCGUACUGCAUGGGAGCUGUGUCAUUCUUUCUUUCUUUACUCUUGCCUCUCGGCACUGAGGCGUGUAAGUGUCCCAGGGUAUGUGCACUGAGAGCACAGGACCUCCAUUCUGCUGUGGGGGAGGCCCCACCCAGCAAUGCUGGGAUCCUUUUAUACAUUGGAUUCAAGAAAAGAGUGCCUUAAGCAAGGAGAGUCCAGUCUGAGGUGAUGAGUUUACCAAACGAAGCUCAGAACAGCCUUGCAUCGGAGACCUGAAAUGCUGUUAAAGUUCUGUCCCUCGAAACCAUGUAAAACCACUAUAAUGGACAACAGAAAUUAUUUUCCAAGAACAGUAUGCUAAUAUUGCUCUGUGGUUUAAAAUCUAUCCAUUUUGGUUUAGUAAUUGUUAACUGGGAAAGUAGACAGAGGCUGUCCCUGCUUCUACUUUAAAGACUCGCUGCAACUCUGCAAAUGUGAAUGGUGACGGUUUCAUGGCAAGAAGUGCUGUGUCACUGCCACUCUGGCCCUGGGUUCGAUUUCAGCAGGGGGCCUCUUCUGUGUUUCCUUAGUGUGCUUGUUCUCCCUGUGUUCUCGAGGUGCUCCGGUUUCCUCCUACAAUCCAAAGGCAAGUUGUUUGGAUGAACUGGCGUCUUGAUUGAGCUGUGCAAGUGUGCGGGCUGAUGGGCUGAGGGUGUAUCCUGCCUUGUGCUCUCUGUCUGAUGGGGUUGCUAGUAUUAGCCUGAGCAGUUAUUGAAAAUACCUGAUGAUGUCAAGAUGGCUCAGUGGCAUGGUGGUAGCAGUGUUGCUUUGCAGUAGGAGAACAUUUUGAUUCCACACUGUGUGGGCUUUGAUGGCCACCCCACAUGCCCACACUGGCCAUGCGGUGGACUGGUGUCCUGCCCAGGGAGCAGGUCUACCUAGCGCCUGCAUUUCCAUUAUAGGCAAUAGGUUGCCAUGACUCUUACCAGGAUCAAGCAACUUUCCGAUAAGGAAUGGAUGAAAAUGAGAAGGUAGCAUAUGGAGAAUGUUUUGUCCAAAGAUGUGAUGCAUGUAGCACUUAUUUUUUCAUUCUUAUUAUUUGAAAUGGUUGAUAAUUAAGCUUCUCCCAGAGCGAAUGAUAUACUGUAUCAUGGAGAGCAGACAAUGGGUUGCUCAUUGCUUGUCCAGAUCUUGGAAGGGUGGUGUUCUAAGAACUGUGUCAGAGCUACUUUUUGGAAGUUGUCAGUAAACUGGCUCCACCAGCGUUGUGGGUCAGUGCUCUGCAUACUCAAGAGCCAGAGGUAUACAGUUCCUCCCCUUUCUGAGACCUGAAGCUCCUGCUCUUCCAUUUGUGAUCUUCCAAACGUUCUCCGCCACAUCUCAUCCAGAUGCCUAUCGAGCUGGCAGAGCCUGCGGCUGUGUCCAUCUGUAGAUCAUGCUACUGUAAUGCUGUGUGUCUGACUAUGCUGCAACCCUCUGGCCUUGUUUGCCUUGAAAUGCUAAAAAAGCUGCACUUUGGCCCCCUUGACUUGCCAAGCAGCUGUCUGAAUUAUGGUUCGCUUUAUGUGUAAUCCACUUAACUUAGAACACAGAAUCUCAUCUAGGCUAUUGCAGACAUAGGAAAUUAUUAAUGCAGAAAAAUUAUUGUUUCAAAGUAAUGGUAUUGCUCCUGCUUUUCUUACUGUCCACCACACAUGCAGUAGCCUCUCAAGUACACUUGCCAGAAAAGGCCGAGCCAAAGGGGGUGUGUUGGAAGGAGCUGUAUCGCCGGAGCCCAGUGCCAGGCCAGUCUCCUCUCCAGAGCGCUUCCUGAAAGACCCCAAAGCUCUUGUGACACGAACAGGUCCUGCUGUACCUUAGAAAAGCCUAGAAUCACAGUGUCUGUAACAAGAAGAGAAAACCAACUGGAAAUGCAGGCAGUAUAAACCGUACCUUCAAAGAGCAUGUUUUGCACACUGGUUCUUUUUGUCAAUAGAUAUUGGUAUUAUUCUUUGUAUCUUUUUAUUCUUUCUUGUAUAUAUUUGAAAUGCAAAGGGCCUCCUUCUGUUUGGUUUAAAUUUUGAUGUCUUGGGCAGCCUUUUAGUGUGGUUCCCGCAGCUUCACUCUCCAGGGCUCAUAAGAACUUUGCUUUCACAUGCACAGAUUUGGAACAGUGAGUUACUGUAUAUGUAUGGUGAAUUUGUUUGUUUAUUCAAGGGGAUUGUAAUGUCCCAACAAGCAGAACAUUUUUGUAAGCUUGCUUAUUGUAUUCAUUUUUUUGUUGUUGUUUGGACACUUGCUUCCUUCCAACUUUUGUCAAAAAUGUACAGUUUGCCCAGUUUUUAAGACAACCAGAUCAUGGGCAUAGACACCUAUGUAGAGCUGAUCAAGCAGAGCUGAAGGAAUAGUGCAUGAGGCUGAGAGAACAUUGACCCAAACUGAAAGAGGCCCCCUGUAGACGCUCAGUCCUGUGGUCAUGCUACUGUGAUAUCAUCCUUUUUAGAAUGUAAUAAUUUUUCUGUUUUCUCAUUAUGCAUACCUUGUAACCGUGUUUGUUUUUAUUUGUAAUAUUGGUGAAUCUUUAAACUCAAAAUUGUUCAACAGGA
Messenger RNA from Lepisosteus oculatus (spotted gar), 5680 nucleotides. It is a transcript of the gene hpn, whose product is annotated as hepsin. Gene Ontology annotation, molecular function: serine-type exopeptidase activity; serine-type endopeptidase activity. Gene Ontology annotation, cellular component: membrane. Gene Ontology annotation, biological process: proteolysis. Lineage: Eukaryota; Metazoa; Chordata; Actinopteri; Semionotiformes; Lepisosteidae. The record is from RefSeq and is a predicted model, not a curated record.